Molecule: messenger RNA, 1409 nt
Organism: Lotus japonicus
Lineage: Eukaryota; Viridiplantae; Streptophyta; Magnoliopsida; Fabales; Fabaceae
Product: transcription factor BHLH089
Exons: 6
Coding region: 233-1072 (279 amino acids)
Biological process (GO): regulation of DNA-templated transcription
Cellular component (GO): nucleus
Molecular function (GO): protein dimerization activity; DNA-binding transcription factor activity
Source: RefSeq, a predicted model, not a curated record
GAGUCCCAAGGUGGGUGUGUCUCUAUAACAGUGAGAGAGAGAGAGAGACAGAGAAAUAUAAACACUGUGCGCAUCACCCUCCACUGUCCAAGGAGAUCAACACAAGCAAACACCAAACCUGCAUUUCCCUCUCUCUCUCUCUUGCUCUCUCUAUCUUCAUCUUGAACUGCUUGAAUGGUUAUGCUACUGUGCUCUUGUUGAACUGUGAGAUUUGAGAUUCUCGGAUCGUUCAAUGGAUCCGGCGGCGAUGAUGAACGGAGGCGCCAACACGGCGUCGUAUCACCUGGCGGAGAUCUGGCAGUUUCCGCAUCCGGUUGCUGGUGAUUCCGGCGGCGGGUUGGGGCUGAGAAGGCCGCAGUUCGGACACGGGUUUGGUGAUUUUACUACGUGUCCGACCCGGGAGGAUCCGGGUUCUGACCCGGUUAGUUCGGAUCACAGGCAAGCUUUAACGGUGAGCCUUGGCCGGAAGCGGCGCGACUCCGAGGAGGAAUCUGUUAAGGGUGUCUCCACCAGCAAUGGCGGUGGCAAUGGCGUGAAUGAUGGUGGUGGUGAUGGGAAGAGGAUGAAGAUAUCAGGGAACAGGAAUGAGAGCAGUAAAGGAGGAGAAGCAGAAGUCAGUUCAGGAAAGCCUGCGGAGCAAACUAGUAAGGCACCACCUGAGCCUCCUAAGCAAGACUAUAUCCAUGUCCGAGCUAGAAGGGGUCAAGCUACUGAUAGUCACAGUCUUGCUGAAAGAGCUAGAAGGGAAAAGAUUAGUGAAAGGAUGAAAAUUCUUCAGGAUUUAGUUCCUGGUUGUAAUAAGGUUAUCGGGAAAGCAUUGGUCCUCGAUGAGAUAAUCAAUUAUAUUCAAUCACUUCAGCGCCAAGUUGAGUUCUUGUCAAUGAAGCUUGAAGCAGUAAAUUCAAGACUGACCCCUGGCAUUGAAGUGUUUCCUCCUAAAGAUUUUGAUCAGCAAACAUUUGAUACAGCCGCCAUGCCGUUCCCUUCACAAGCUACCAGAGAGUAUAGCCGGGGUUCAUCACCAGAGUGGUUACAUAUGCAGGUUGGAGGUGGUUUUGAAAGAGCAACGUAGUCUAUGAAAUCCCAUCAAAUUAUAAUAAAUGCAUAUAGGAUCUGUAGUUUCUCCUUCUGUGCUCUCCAAAAUCAUAUACUCCUGGUUUUAAAGUCCAAAGGACGCUUCAUCAAGUUUUCUACACGAGGCAUGGAGCUGUUAUUUGUUUACACAGGUUUGCUUCAUCUAGUAUUUAAGCAACUCCAUUUGUUAGUCUGUUGGAAAAUGAAUUCAUUUACCCAAUAUGUAACUUAUUGAACUGGACUAUAGGCUCUCUAUGCGGAUACUCAUAACCUUGAAAAUGGUUAUUAUUGUUGUAAAAGAAUGUUGCUUGUCCUGAAUACAUAAUGCUUAUAUA